Messenger RNA from Hepatospora eriocheir, 936 nucleotides. The record is from the annotation of a GenBank genome assembly. Lineage: Eukaryota; Fungi; Microsporidia; Hepatosporidae.
AUGCCUACAGAAGCAAAUCUACUCAAGAGUGUUUUUAACGUCUUUGAUGUAACAUUCAGAUAUGAGUUUUUCACGAUUGGAUCUGUUCUUAGUGAUUUAUUAAAUAACACCGGUGACAGUAGAACUGAUUUAUUCAAGAAGGUAGAUUUUUAUGUGUUUAUCAUCAUUGCAUUAUUUACUGCUACUGGUUUAUUAGCUACGAAUUUCUAUGUUAGAGGAAUUGCUUUACCUAUACCUGGUGGAAUGUUAUUAUAUGAAUUCAUUUUCGUAAUAAUUUAUAGAUUUAAAGGUUUUGAAUUAAAUCAAAGUGGAAAUGCUGGCGAUUUAGAAACUUUCUUUAAAAUUUUUGGAGAAAAUUUUAAAGAAUUCAGUUUAGACGAAGAUAAUUAUCCACAACCCCCUUCAAUUAUUACAAUAUUAGAUAUUGAUUCACUGCAAAAUUCUACUAGAAGAUAUGCUGAUUAUGCUAUAUAUUGUACGUUUAUUUUUAUCUUUGCAUUAUCUAAUAGAUUGGUUUCUAUAGAUAGAACAUUGGUGUUUUUAGCUUUAGCAGUGAUUAGUUUUAAAUUAAGUUUUAAAGGGGUGAUUGAUCAAGAACUUUUUAUCUUUAAAUUACAAGACAAGGAUAUUUAUUAUCUUAUAACAUGUGCUGUAUUAUUUAUUUUAUCUUGCUUUGUAAAGCUUGUUAGAGAUAUAUUAGUUAACUUUAUUUCAGCUGCUUUUUAUAGCAUCUUUCUUAGUUUAAUAAUUGUUUCUUUUUAUUACAGACAGAAUCCGGCAGAAGCAAUCGAAAGAAUAUUUAAAGAAGGAAAGGAUUCUAACGAAUCUUUUAUUCCUUAUUUAAUAUUCUUUGGAUGUUUUAUUGGCUAUUUGUUGUUUAUAUUUAUUACUUGGAAAUUGUUUUGGAAGAAGAAAACUAUUGUAAAGCAACAAUAA